AUGAGAUCAUCAACAAAUACAAGUGUGGUGUCUCAAGCUCAGCAAGUUGCAUUAUGUGCUCCAUUCACUGCAGAUGAUGUGAAGGCUGCCCUCUUUGACAAUGAUCAUAACAAAUCAGCUGGGCCAGAUGGCUAUUCUAGUGGUUUUUUAAGGAUGCCUGGGGAGUUGUGGGGACUGAUAUUACAGAUGCAGUUCUGGACAUCUUUAGAACUGGUGGAGCAACCUGAGGAUGUCACUCAAUUCAGACCUAUAGCCUGUUGCAACGUCUUGUACAAGGUAAUUUCUAAGUUGCUAUGUACUAGGCUGAAAGUAGUUUUGCCUGGGUUUAUUGAUCCAGCUCAAAGUGCAUUUGUGGAGCAGAGGAUAGGAUUCUAUCCCGAUUUUUCAUUUGCUAGGCCUAUAGCGAAAAAACCUGUUUUUUUACGAUUACGAGGUUUAUUCGAAUAUGAAAUCCAAUUCUGGAUAAGCAUCCCGCUUUUUUUUACUACCCAGGGUUUUGAUAGAUUUCGAAAUAGAGAAAUAUCUACUGGAGCAGGUGCUAUUCGAGAACAAUUAGCCGAUUUGGAUUUGCGAACUAUUAUAGAUUAUUCAUUCGCAGAAUGGAAAGAGUUAGGGGAAGAAGGUCCUGCAGGAAAUGAAUGGGAAGACCGAAAAGUUGGAAGAAGAAAGGAUUUUUUAGUUAGACGCAUGGAAUUAGCUAAGCAUUUUAUUCGAACAAAUAUAGAACCAGAAUGGAUGGUUUUGUGUCUAUUACCAGUUCUUCCUCCCGAGUUGAGACCGAUCAUUCAGAUAGACGGAGGUAAAUUAAUGAGUUCGGAUAUUAAUGAACUCUAUAGAAGAGUCAUCUAUCGGAACAAUACUCUUACUGAUCUAUUAUCAACAAGUAGAUCUACGCCGGGAGAAUUAGUAAUGUGUCAGGAGAAAUUGGUACAAGAAGCCGUCGAUACACUUCUUGAUAAUGGAAUCCGUGGACAGCCAAUGCGGGAUGGUCAUAAUAAAGUUUACAAGUCAUUUUCAGAUGUAAUUGAAGGUAAAGAGCGAAGAUUUCGUGAGACUUUACUUGGUAAACGGGUCGAUUAUUCCGGCCGUUCCGUCAUUGUCGUAGGCCCUUCACUUUCAUUACAUCGAUGUGGAUUGCCUCGUGAAAUUGCAAUAGAGCUCUUCCAGACAUUUGUAAUUCGCGGUCUAAUUAGGCAACAUAUUGCUUCGAACAUAGGAGUUGCUAAGCGUAAAAUUCGGGAAAAAGAGCUUGUAUGGAAAAUACUACAGGAAGUUAUGCAGGGGCAUCCUGUAUUGUUAAAUAGAGCACCUACUCUGCAUAGGUUAGGUAUACAAGCGUUCCAACCCAUUUUAGUGGAAGGGCGCGCUAUUUGUUUACAUCCAUUAGUUUGUAAAGGGUUCAAUGCAGACUUUGAUGGGGAUCAAAUGGCUGUUCAUGUACCUUUAUUUGAGGCUCAAGCGGAGGCCCGUUUACUUAUGUUUUUUCAUAUGAAUCUUUUGUCUCCAGCUAUUGGGGAUCCUAUUUCCGUACCAACUCAAGAUAUGCUUAUUGGACUCUAUAUAUUAACGAGCGGGAAUCGUCGAGGUAUUUGUGCAAAUAGAUAUAAUCCAUGGAAUCACAAAACCUAUGAAAAUGACAGAAUUGACGAUAAUAAUUAUAAGUAUAUGAAAGAACCUUUUUUUUGUAACUCCUAUGAUGCAAUUGGAGCUUAUCGUCAGAAAAGAAUCCAUUUAGAUAGUCCUUUGUGGCUCCGGUGGCAGCUAGAUCAACGCAUUAUUGCUUCAAGAGAAGCUCCCAUUGAAGUUCACUAUGAGUCUUUAGGCACCUAUCGUGAGAUUUAUGCGCACUAUCUAAUAAUAAGAAGUGUAAAAAAAGAAAUUAUUUUUCUAUACAUUCGAACUACUGUUGGUCAUAUUUCUCUUUAUCGAGAAAUUGAAGAAGCUAUACAAGGAUUUUGUCAAGCCUGCUCAUAGGGUACUUAGUCAUAUUGUACCUAAGCUACGUAAUUCUCUGAUACCAGUGGAAUUCGAGUCUGUCGGGUUCAACUAGGAUCAUAAUUUGUGAAUUUUUAGGGGAAUUAAGAUCAAGAAAAGGAAGUUUUCUAAUCACUAACUCAA
Molecule: messenger RNA, 2118 nt
Organism: Beta vulgaris subsp. vulgaris (sugar beet)
Lineage: Eukaryota; Viridiplantae; Streptophyta; Magnoliopsida; Caryophyllales; Amaranthaceae
Product: DNA-directed RNA polymerase subunit beta'-like
Biological process (GO): DNA-templated transcription
Molecular function (GO): DNA-directed RNA polymerase activity; DNA binding
Source: RefSeq, a predicted model, not a curated record